Protobothrops mucrosquamatus (brown spotted pit viper) is the source of this 993-nucleotide messenger RNA. Its product is annotated as gastrula zinc finger protein XlCGF7.1-like. Bases 1 to 993 code for a protein of 330 amino acids. The record is from RefSeq and is a predicted model, not a curated record. Gene Ontology annotation, cellular component: nucleus. Lineage: Eukaryota; Metazoa; Chordata; Lepidosauria; Squamata; Viperidae. The transcript is spliced from 2 exons. Gene Ontology annotation, biological process: regulation of transcription by RNA polymerase II. Gene Ontology annotation, molecular function: RNA polymerase II transcription regulatory region sequence-specific DNA binding; DNA-binding transcription factor activity, RNA polymerase II-specific.
AUGCGUUUCCGCGUCGACCCGGGAAUCUCUCGAUGCUGGAUCCUUCGAAGGGGGUUUCUCGUCCGCGCUUCGGCCAGUUCCUCUCUUCGGAAACAUGAGAGUCAGCACACUGCUCCGGGAAGGGGAGAGUGUCCAGAAUGUGGGAAGUUUUUCACUUGGAAAUUAAGCCUGGUGCGACAUCAGAGAAUUCACUCCGGGGAGAAACCCUACGAAUGCCCAGAAUGUGAGAAGCGAUUUACGUAUCCUCAUGAUCUUGGAAAACACAAAAUGACGCACAAAGGAGGAGAAUGUGAGGAGGGUGGGAAACGGGACACAGGGACACACACUGGGAUUCAUCAGAGCAGCCACACAGGAGAGAAGCCCUAUAAAUGUGGGGAGUGUGGAAACUCCUUUGUUCAAAAGGGAGGCCUCUUUGAACAUCUGAAGAUCCACUCGGGGGAGAAGCCCUUUCAGUGCAUCGAGUGUGGAAGGUUUUUCCUUACAAGAGGAGGCCUCAAACGCCACGGGCAGGUUCACAAAGGGGCAAAAGAUUACAAAUGUUUAGACUGUGGGGCAGCGUUUUCUUAUUUGUCCACCCUUAGAAGUCACAACCGCAUAAAGCACGUAGGAAUGACGUCCCUUAAAGGCGAUAGAUCGAAUGCAGAAGUGAUGUCCUUUACAUGCUCGGAGUGCGGUAAAUGCUUUUACAGGAAAACGCAUCUUUUGAAGCAUCAGAUCACUCAUACCGGAGAAAAACCUCAUCAGUGCCUGGACUGCGGGAAAUAUUUCGCUCAGAAAGAAUAUCUUAAAAGGCACGAGAGAGUUCACACCAGGGAGAAACCUUACAACUGUGGGGAAUGUGGCAAGGCCUUCGCCCGCAGCCACGAUCUUCGGGCCCACGAGCAGAUUCACACAGGGAUAAAGCCUUAUAAAUGCUCAGCGUGUGGAAUGAGUUUCACUCAUACGUCAUCUCUUCGGAGUCAUAAGAAAACACACGGCCGUCGGAAAAAAUGA